Dioszegia hungarica is the source of this 903-nucleotide messenger RNA. Its product is annotated as myo-inositol oxygenase. The coding region runs from base 1 to 903 and encodes 300 amino acids. The record is from RefSeq and is a predicted model, not a curated record. Gene Ontology annotation, molecular function: iron ion binding; inositol oxygenase activity. The transcript is spliced from 4 exons. Gene Ontology annotation, cellular component: cytoplasm. Gene Ontology annotation, biological process: inositol catabolic process. Lineage: Eukaryota; Fungi; Basidiomycota; Tremellomycetes; Tremellales; Bulleribasidiaceae.
AUGCUCGCUCCGGAAGUCACAGAAUACAUCAAGCAGGCGGGGAACAAGAUGGACGCGAUCAGCGACGACGUGGAUGAGGUGAACAAGAUCAAGUACGACGAGGCGAGCACGUUUGAUGCGGGGAAGGACAAGGCCAAGUUCAGGCAGUAUGACGAUGCCUGCGAUAGGGUCAAGAACUUCUACGCUGAGCAACACAAGAAGCAGACGCUCGCGUACAACCUGGCGAUCCGGAAACAGGUCCUCGGCAAGGUCAACGCCCGCAUGUCCGUCUGGGAGGCACUCGAGAUGCUCAACACGCUCGUCGACGAGUCUGACCCAGACACGUCCGUCGGUCAGAUCGAGCACCUCCUCCAAACGGCCGAGGCGAUCCGGCGGGACGGCAAGCCCGACUGGAUGCAGCUCACCGGGCUCAUCCAUGACCUCGGCAAGCUCCUCUGCUUCUUUGGCGCCGAGGGGCAAUGGGACGUCGUCGGCGAUACAUUCGUCGUCGGGUGCAAGUUCCCCCGAGAGAUCAUCUACCCCGAUACCUUUGCGGCCAACCCGGACUCGCACGACCCCAAAUUGCAGACGGAGCUGGGGAUCUAUGAGCCCCAUUGCGGCCUGGAUAACGCUAUCCUCAGCUGGGGACAUGAUCAGUACAUCUAUGAGAUCUGCAAGGCUCAGUCUACCCUCCCCAAAGCCGCCCUUUCCAUGCUCCGGUAUCACUCCUUCUACCCAUGGCACCGCGAAGGCGCGUAUCGCCACCUCAUGAACGAUGAGGACGAGGAGCAGCUCAAGGCCGUCAACGCUUUCAACCCCUAUGACCUGUACUCAAAGUCCGACAGCCCACCAGUGGUCGCCGAGCUCAAGCCGUACUACCAGUCCCUUAUCGCCAAGUACUUCCCAGCUGUGGUGGAGUGGUAG